AUGACCUCUACCAAUAACGCUCUUCUUCACGUCAACAUAACCAAUGUUACCAAGCUUACUCAAACCAAUUUUCUUAUGUGGAAGCUCCAAGUCCAUGCUCUUGUCGAUGGCCAUGGUCUUGCGGGCUAUCUCGAUGGCACCACCACCAGUCCUCCUGCCACCAUCACCACCGAUGCUGUUGAGUCUCCGAAUCCGACUCGUUUGCAAUGGCAGCGUCAAGACAAACUUCUCUACAGUGCUCUUCUAGGGGCAAUCUCUCUUACGGUUCAGCCGCUGCUUUCUCGGACCACAACCUCUGCUGAGAUCUGGUCCACUCUUAUCGCCACGUAUGGGACGCCGAGCCGUGGCCAUAUUCAACAAGUGAAGGAUCAACUGCGUGCUUGGCGUAAGGGGGAUCGUACGAUUGAUGAAUAUUUUCAGGGUCUUACGACUCGGUUUGAUGUUCUUGCUAAUCUCGGUAAACCUAUGGAGCAUGAGGAACAGAUAGAUCACAUUCUGGAAGGUCUUCCUGAGGAGUAUCGACCUAUCAUUGACCAGAUUGAAAGCCGAGAUACUCCUCCUACUCUCGUCUACAUUCACGAACGUCUACUAAAUCGAGAGGCCAAGCUUUUGUCGGUCUCUGCUUGUGCUCCGUCUCUGCUUCCGGUCACGGCGAAUGUUGCUACGCAUCGUUCCUCUGGUGGAUCUCGAUCUGGUCCCUCUCACAACAACAACAACACUCACAACAACAACAACACUCACAACAACAGCCACCACAACUCCAACAACUACAACAACAACAACAAGAACCGCUACAACAACAACUCCCAGAGAGGUUCACGUCCUUACCAAGGGCGGUGUCAGUUCUGCCAGACUCAAGGUCAUUCCGCAAAAUACUGUCCUCAACUCCUUAACCGUCUCUCGUCUUCUGGCUCUACUCCACAGAGUCCUUUUACUCCGUGCUUCUAA
This is a messenger RNA of Camelina sativa (false flax), 948 nucleotides long. The record is from RefSeq and is a predicted model, not a curated record. Lineage: Eukaryota; Viridiplantae; Streptophyta; Magnoliopsida; Brassicales; Brassicaceae.